Messenger RNA from Leptonychotes weddellii (Weddell seal), 8354 nucleotides. The record is from RefSeq and is a predicted model, not a curated record. Lineage: Eukaryota; Metazoa; Chordata; Mammalia; Carnivora; Phocidae.
AUGCCCCCAGAACUUCAGUGCCUUCCUGAAUAUUAUGAUGGUAAUAGUGAAGGUUCACAGGAUUGGAAUUCUUGGGCAAAGAAAAUGAACCUCUUCGAAGAAUGUCAAGAUAAAGAUAAAGAUGAACUAGCAGAAGCUCGUCAGAGCCCUGGAGCCUGGACUGGACCCAGAAAGGAAGUCGGCUGGUCCAGGGCUGAGGACACAGGGGGCACCUUGCGUUACUGGCUCAGUUACAAAGCGGUACGUGGGCCAUCCCCGAAGACACUUGCGCUCCCCGCGACCCGCCGGCCACUCUGGGCGCGGGGACCCCGCCCAGCCUUCUCCUCAGGCUCCGGCCCGCGGGCCGCGCGGCCCAGGGAAAAUCCAGAAAGAACCUUUGACUUGGUAUUGAAAGUGAAAUGUCAUGCCUCUGAAAAUGAAGAUCCUGUGGUAUUGUGGAAAUUCCCAGAGGACUUUGGCGACCAGGAAGUACUACAGAGUGUGCCCAAGUUCUGUUUCCCCUUUGACAUUGAAAGAGUAUCUCAAAAUCAAGUCGGACAGCAUUUUACCUUUGUACUGACAGACAUUGAAAGUAAACAGAGAUUUGGAUUCUGCAGACUCACAUCAGGAGGCAAAAUUUGCUUGUGCAUCCUUAGUUACCUGCCAUGGUUUGAAGUAUAUUACAAGCUUCUUAAUACUCUGGCAGAUUACUUGGCUAAGGAACUGGAAAAUGAUUUGAAUGAAACUCUCAAAUCACUCUAUAGCCACCCAGUACCAAAGGCAAACACUCCUGUCAGUUUGAGUGUGAACCAAGAGAUAUUUAUUGCCAGUGAGCAAGUUCUGAAAGAUCAGCCCUUCCUAGUACCGCAUUCCUACUUCAUUGCCCCAGAUGUAACUGGACUCCCAACAAUACCCGAGAGUAGAAAUCUUACAGAAUAUUUUGUUGCCGUGGAUGUGAAUAAUAUGCUGCAACUGUAUGCCAGCAUGUUACAUGAGAGGCGCAUCAUUAUUACCUCUAGCAAAUUAAGCACUUUAACUGCCUGUGUCCAUGGAUCGGUUGCCCUGCUGUACCCCAUGUACUGGCAACACAUAUACAUCCCAGUGCUUCCUCCGCACCUGCUGGACUACUGCUGUGCUCCAAUGCCAUACCUGAUUGGAAUACACUCCAGCCUCAUAGAGAGAGUGAAAAAUAAAUCAUUGGAGGAUGUGGUUAUGUUAAAUGUUGACACAAACACUUUAGAAUCACCAUUUAAUGACUUGAACAACCUACCGAGUGAUGUGGUCUCGGCCCUGAAAAAUAAACUGAAGAAGCAGUCUACAGCUACGGGUGAUGGAGUAGCUAGGGCCUUUCUUAGGGCACAGGCUGCUUUGUUUGGAUCCUACAGAGAUGCACUGAGAUACAAACCUGGUGAGCCCAUCACUUUCUGUGAGGAGAGUUUUGUAAAGCACCGCUCAAGUCUGAUGAAACAGUUCUUGGAAACUGCAGUUAACCUCCAACUUUUCAAGCAGUUUAUUGAUGGUCGACUGGCAAAACUAAAUGCAGGAAGGGGUUUCUCUGAUGUGUUUGAAGAGGAAAUCACUUCAGGUGGCUUUUGUGGAGAACAUUGCAGCGUGAGGAAAAGACUUUUCAGUUUACCAUCCCAUGUGCUUACACUUGUCACUGCAAAAAAUCAUGCAAAGCAGGGAAUAAAGGAAGUAAAGAGUAAGCUAAAACACAAGGAAAAUGAAGAAGAUUAUGGGACCUGUUCUGGUUCUGUACAGUAUACACCAGUUUACACAUUACACAAUGAAAAGGGAGGAAAUAUAGAAAAGCGUAAGCUUGCCCAGGCACGCUUAAAAAGACCUCUUAAGAGUCUUGAUGGUGCUCUGUAUGAUGACGACUAUGACGAGAGAGCGAGCAAGUUGUCCUCUGAAGAUGGAGAAGAAGCUUCUGCCUAUUUUUAUGAAAGUGAUGACUCCGUUGAAACAAGAGUAAAGAGUCCUUACUCAGGCGAAAUGGACCUCCUAGGAGAAAUCUUAGACACAUUGAGCACACACAGCUCAGACCAAGGAAAGCUAGCAGCAGCGAAGAGCUUGGAUUUCUUCAGAUCAAUGGAUGAUAUUGAUUACAAACCUACGAAUACAUCCAAUGCACCCAGUGAGAAUAAUCUGGCCCUGCUUUGCAGUGGUUCUGGUGAUCAAGUAGAGUGGCAUCUCGGGCAAGAUGAUAGUGCCCUCCAUGGCAAACACCUUCCUCCCUCUCCCCGGAAGCGCGUUUCCUGCAGCGGUUUGACAGAUUCUCUGUUUAUCCUGAAGGAGGAAAACAAUGAAAAAUACCUCAAUGUUGACAAUAUGAGGGAGCCUGCGGUCAUGGAAAAGCCAUCUUCUGCCUCAGGAUUGGAUCUCCAGCUCGCUUCGCCUGAAGUUUCCGAAAAUGAAAAAGCUAAAACAGAAAAGAAAGAAACACUAAGCCAGAUUUCAGACGAUCUGCUUACACCCAGCCUUGGGCGACAUUCAUCUACUUUUGUUCCUUGGGAGAAAGAAGGGAAAGAAGCCAAAGAGACUUCAGAAGAUUCUGGACUGCUUCAUGAAGUAGUGUCGUUAUGUCAUAUAACAUCUGCCUUCCAGCAAGACUUAAACAUUUCAGAAGAAAACACGCGUGAAAACCACCCUUAAAUCAACUAUUAAGAGUCACUCACUUGCAUCCAAGCUUCUAGGGAGACAUUUUAGGAUUCCUUGUAAUCUCUAUAGUAAACAGAAUUAUUUGUGGGAAUGACAGUUCUUAGUGCUGUCUAAAAGUUAUUUUUCAUUUGGAACAUACAUUUUCUCCACUCAUUCAUCUCGUGAAUAUAUAUUAUCGAUUGAUUUUUAAAUGUAAAGCUGAUUCUUCUACUGUGCUCUUAAAUCAGGUACUAGUUUGUAUGUAUAUUGGAAGUAUAUGUCAAACAUGAUUUCCCAGUAUUUGGUGCUUAAUGCCAUUCAUUUUAUUUAAACUAAUAUGCAUAUAUAACCCUUGCGCAUAACCAGUAGCGACCCUACUAAUCUGGUUGAGCAUGAACUGGUCAGGAUAUCAAAACUUAUCAAAACUAGCCUGAAACUGCUGAAACUGUUGACCCACUAACUGCCUUAAUCCUAAGCCUAUAUUUAGCAUACUUUAAUAAUUUAUGGAAUUACCUGUAAAUUUUGAAGGAUAAGUUAUAAGUGUUCUGCAGAGCAAUAAUGCCUUUUUCUAUUCGUUGAAUCAAGGACAAAAUUCAUUUUUCAAAAUUUAAAAGCUCUCUUGUGGACACUGCAGCCAUGUUUUCCAAAAUGUAUAAAGGUACACAUUUACCUUUCACUCAGUGAAAUAUAUGAAGUGCUGAAUUACAAUGUGAAAUUAAUGACUUCUGUUUACAAAUGAGACACUUUAAAAUUUUUUCAGUCUCUCUGUAUGCCUUUGCUAUCUAGGAAUCCAGCCCCAGAAAGCCAAAUGCAACACGAACUGUCCUGAUAAAGAAAUGUUCCUGUUUUGUUUUGUUUUUUUCUUAACUAAUAAUUCAAAACAUUUCUUAUCAUCGCAAAUUUACUUUUUAAAAUAAUUGACUUUAUAUUUUAGAAGUUUUAGAUCUACAGAAAAAUUACAAAGAAAGUACAGAGAGUCCCCAUUAUGUCCCUGCAUACAAUCUCCCCUAUGAUUAAUGUUUUACUUUGGUAUGGUACGUUUGCCACAAUUGGUGAACCAGUAUUGAUAGUCCCUGUUUUAUUCAGAUUUCCUUAGUUUUUCCCUAAUGUCUUUUUUCUCUUCCAGAAUCCCAUUCAAGACACCACAUUACAUUUGGUUGUCAUGUGUCUUUAGAUUCCUCUUGGCUGGGACAUCUUCUCAUUUUCCUUUUUUCUGAUAACCCUGACAGGUUUAAAGAGUACUGAUCUGCUGGUUGAAUAUAUUAUAGAAUGUCCCUCUAUUAGAAUUUGUCUGCUGUUUUUCUCAUGAUUACACUGUGAUUGUGGGCUUGGGGGAGGAAGAUUACAGAAGUAAAAGGUCAUUUUCAUUACAUCAUACCCAAGGUACAUAAUGUCAGCAUGAUUUGUGAAUGUUGAUGUUGACUUUGAUAACCUAGCUGAGGUGGUGUUCGUCAGGUUUUUCCUCUAUGCUCUUUUCCCUCCCUUUCUAUACUGUAGUCUUCGGAAGGAAGUCCCAGUAUAUAGCCCACACCUAAGGAGUAGGGCUUUAUGCUUCCUCUCCCUUAGGGUGGAGUAUCUACAAAAAUUAUUUGGAAUCCUUCUGCAUAGGAGAUUCGUCUCUUCUCCUUCAAAUUCACUGCUAAACAUUGAAAUUCAUCUCAGAAGGCAUCAUGCAUUGACUGCUUCAUGAUAGGCUAGAUUGACAGGAAAAAAUAAAGGGAAAAAAACAGUGGUGUUACGGUUAAUUUGGUAUUUGUAUAUUCAAUAUAUAUCCUGUACAUCCCCAAUCAUGAUUAUUUUUUAAAAAUUGUCAUUUUAGAAAAGUUGUUUGAGAAACCAUUCAAGAGCCCCAUCAGGACUGUACCCUAAAAUAUUUACUGAAAGAAUUUAAUUUUCAGCUAAAAAAAACCCUGGAAGGGGAUUUGUUAAAAACAUUGCUUAAAAAUAUUUAUCCAGGUCAGUCUUUAAAUAAUUUAAAGAAAAUGACCAAGUUUUUUUCUUUUCUAAGCUACAUUCCAAAAUCUAAACAGAUAUGUUUUAUUGGGGACAAUUAUUUAUUCAUGUUUGUAAAGGAAGACAAAUCUCGUUUUCCUUAUAAGGAGGGAGUCGUGUAUAUUAAGGAAAAAAGUGUUUAAUCCUUAUUUUAUUAACACAAAAGUAAGACUCAUGGUUCUUGUCAAAUUUUGCCUUUAUCUACUCAUUACAAAAUUCCAUUUCACUUUGUCAAAGCAUGUGGAUUUAUCAGAAGAGCUGUUUUAAAUGAGAAGGAAAAAAGAUCACUCCGGUGGUUAAUCUGCUUGGCAAAUAUUUCUUGGUGAUUUUUUAAAAAGAAAAAGUCUUUUAAUAUGACUAUUGAAAUGCAUGUUUUCCUUCAGGAUUCAUAGUCUGAAGAAUGAGAUAAUUGAGAGUGUAGCAUAGGUAAAAUUGGAGUUUUAGUCCAUUUGCUUAAUAAACAUCGUGGCCUCAGAAAUGUAGGUUCUUCUAUCAUCUGAUCACCUCAUGAGAUGUUUGACUACAAGACUGUUGCCGUGAGGCCACUCACAAGGAUAUUUGCAUCAAGGUAUUUUUGAACUGGACCUGUGCCUUAUUCUAACAUGCAAAAUCAGCUUUUAUAUUCUGUUAAAAAACAAAAGCUCUACAUGUUAUUCUUGGAAAAAAUCCAGAAAGCUAGUAUCCAAGAGACUACUAAUCCAAAAGCAUUAGUAUUUCAAAUCAUUAAUAUUUUGAGUAUUCAGUCUGCUCUUAAACUAGACUUCCCAGUAUUAUGGUGGAUAUAGGGAGAAUAAAGUGAAAUUAAGGUGAAUUCUGAAACAAACAAAAGUAUUAUUUUAUUUUCUCCCAUGUUCAUAUUUUCUAUUAUAACUAAAUGAAAUAUUUGUAUAAACUCCUCUGCUGUUUGAAUUUGUUUUUCAAAGAAGCUUUACCUGUUCUGCCAGAGUUGUAUAAAUGAAUAAGUCUUUGGCUAUCGUGCGCCAUCUUUUAUGUGGCCUCUAAACCGUCGUGAUUCUCCCUGAAUCCCACUCUAGCUUUUAUCCUUUGGGUCCUUAAAUAUUGCAUCUAUGAUAUUUCAGGGGGAGAUAGAAGAGUCAUGUGUGAAUUUAAGAGCUCUUGUUUUGUUAGGUCAACGUGUUGUUAAGUGGUAAAUUUUGAUGGUUACCUACUUUAGCAUAUUUUAGGAAGGUACCAAAACAUAGCAGGAUGAUUUUUCUGUUCCUAACUCAUUGCACUUAGGAAAUAUUUAUCGACCCUUUGUACGGGUCGUAUACAAGGUACAGUAACUGGGGAUAUAAGGAAAUAAAAUAAGUAACAUAGCCCCUGCUCUGAAGGAACCAAUUAAAAGGGAAAGAAAUGACAAAUCUCUGUUAGCCCAAGGUUCUAACACCAAAAAAAAAAAAAGUCCUUUAAAGCUGCUCAAUCUAAAACAUGCUCUAAGUAUAGAACCACGGUACCACUUCUAAUUUCAUUAACUUUAUUAUUUUAACAAAUAUAAUAAUGCUGCUAUUUUAAGAUACCUACUUUUAAAGGACAGACUUAGAAGCUCUUAGAAACUAAGUGUCCUUGUUUCUCUGAUUCUCUGUCCCCACUAUGCUCAAUCUUUUGACCAGGCAGCACAGAGCUCUAGAAUGGCAUGAUGCUCCUUUGUAAUCAUUAGACCACUUUACUUACUUUAGGAUUAACUGAGGGUGUAGGUGCAUGUUGAUGGAAACUAGUUUUUACUGUCUUUAUCUUGAUAAUAGCAUUUCUCUAGAAACAGCCUCCCCUGUCCCCGCCUCUUAAAUUAAAAGUGUAUUUAACAGUGCUGUUGUUCAGAUUCUGUGCUAAUAUCCUUAUAAUGGGAUUCAGGAAUGUUCAUGAAUUAGUUGUUUCUUAAAUAACAUGAAGAGGUAGUCUCCUGAUCAAGAGGAGAAAACUGUGAAUAUUCUCAUAAUCAGCAGUAGAUCUUCCUUCUCAUCUAGAAAAUCUGGAAUUUCAGGAAAAUAUUAUUUUUAUGAAUAAAUUUGUUUAGCAUAAAAGACCCUAACUCUGGGUAGAUACUUGUAAGUCAGAACACAAAUUUCAGAAAGUGAAUGAAUAUCCAAAUCUAAUUCCCCAAAGCACUUCUUAAUAUAAGGAAAUAGCUUUUACAGAUUCUGUGUCAGGACCCACGUCUUUCCUGUGUCGAGCCUGAUAACUUUGUUAGUGUCUGUUUCUUAAAGCUUACUUAAGAGGCAGAACAGCUUUGAGCAAACUGGUUAACAUUUUUAUUCGGUCAAGAUAUAGGGAAUCGUGUAUUUAGAAAAGCAUAUUUUAUUUUGAAAAUAAUAGGAUUUUGUGCAAUAUUUUUCCUGCAUAAUUUAGUUCAUAUAAAUAUGCACAUCUGCUUUUUUAGCAGAUGCCUUAAGGUCAUGUUUUUCAGUAUUUGUGUAAAGCUCUAUGUAGCAAUGUUCUAUGUGAUCUUAGAAAAAAUUAUAUUGUUGGGAGGAGAAAUGUUUUUGUUUAUUUAAAAUAAUUAUGGAUAUUGCAUUAUUGUAUCAUAACUAACUGCCUCAGCAACCAUAAAUAUGCAAUAAGAAAAUCCUGAACCUUAGGUUAGUAUUGACAAUACUGUUACUUUAAAAGAAGUGUAUAUAGUGCUAAAUGCUGAUUCUACAUGUGUACAUUUAACAAAUAUUCAGUUCUGUACCACAUAAAUCUAAAUGGCAUUUGUAUGGUGAUGACCACGUAUGUAGAUUGUAAUAUCCUUUGUGAUGAAUCUUUGGUAAGAUUUAUAAAGGGCAUUGCCAAUACUUCUUGACUGUCUAUAAAUUAAGUUAAUUUUUAUAUAAUGUACAGUUUGUUUAACCUUAGAGCUUCUAUAGAUUUCUACUUUUAUUAUACUUGAAUGAGGCAGAAAAGCACUGUGGAAAAUCUGUAGCUCUCGAUGUGAUAUGCAUACAUACCAAAAAAUUAAACAAGGUACUGAGCAGCAAUGUCAAGUAGAUGCUUUAUAUCCAGAAAGCUAUGUUUUCUUCAAACCAUACUUUAGUUAAGUAAUUUAAAAUACACAAUCUUUUAUCUUAAAAGGUUGCAAAGUCACAAAUUAUUACCUCUUUGAUGUGAGAAACCUCUAGGUCUCUUUUGUCUCCGUGUUAUUUCACUUCUCAGAUGAGAACCUUAAUGAGGUACCUUACAAAUCCACCCUCUGGUUGGUUAUGCGAUGUUUAGGACAGGACCGAACUUGAACUCUGUGCAUGCUCAACGCACCAUCCUUCAGGUAGUGUAACUUCCAUGUGGUUAUUUUGAGAACCAUUCAGUGAUCCUAUACCCAAAACAAGAUUUCUUGAAUCUGUUACGAUUUAGUACGUACAGCAAUGCCUAAAACAGCAAACAAGUAUGAAUUGCAUGAAGUCUACAACUUAAUAUGCAUUAAGGUACAUGAGAGGUUAAAACGGAACUUUCCCAAAGCUUAUUUCUUUUGCUUUAAAUGAAUAACUGUUUAAAAGGACUGAAAAUCUUGAGCUUUUUGCCAGACAGGGUGACAGGUGUCUGUAAAGACCUACCCAGCAUUGAGAUUUGUUUCACUGUGCUUGCAUCCUUGAGGCUACAGUAUAAAUCAUCUCUAAAGUUGACUACUAUUGGGAGGACAUUGUACAUAAAAGUAUUGUUUGGGGAAUUUUUUGAAAAAUAUGCAAACAUAAAUCUUGGAUGAACUACAUACUACCAUGAAGUGCCCAACAAUGCAGUUAUGAAAUAAAAUUGGUCAUAAUUAAAAUUUU